UUUUCUCAAAAUGUUUCAAAUGUUUUCAAAACUGUGCAAUUAAAAUGCAUAAAAGUGAGAUCUAAUAAAGGCGUUGUUGAAAUAUAAUCUUUUGCAAUGCUUAUGUGAGCGCGUGCUUGUUUUGUGUACAUAUGUAUGUGUGUGCGUGUGCAAGUUUAUUAAGAAAAACAAAAAACGCUACCAAGGUACACAUUUAUUGUUUAUUUAUGUAUGUAGCUUGCUUGUUGCCCAGUUGUUUGUUGCAAUUUUAUAAGUUUUGGCUUUGUAUUUAACUCUGCUUGCAAACAGAACACAUACACAAACAAACACCGACACACAACACUUACACACACACGCAAACACAAACACGGACACAAAAACUAUGUACGAAUAAUGUAAACGAGAAGCGCUAGCAAAAAUGACUGAUGUAAAUUGUUUUACAAGUGAGCAUGCAACAACAACAACAACAGCAGUAGCGGAUAAUACAACAACAACACCCACAAAAAAUGUGUUGCAUCCUCGGUCAGCGUCACCCACUUCUCCUUUUAUAUUGAGAGCGCCACCUAGCGCCAAAUCCAAGUUGAUAUUGCAAAACAUGGAAGAAGUGCUCAAUUCGGUGAAACAAAAGCAUCGUGAGAAGCACAAGAGAAAGCGUGAAGAGAAACGACGCGCAGCAGCGGAAGCGGAACAGGCACAACAGAUGACAACAACAGUAACAGGGACAACAACAACUAGCAAUGGGAGCAACCACGUGCCCGCUAAUAAUGAUGAUGUUGAUGAGAAACCAAAGCCACUGCGUGAGAAAACCGCACGGGAAAAUGGCAUUGGCAAUGGCAAGCGCAAGUCCACAGCAAGUCCCUUAAAGUCGAGCACACCACAGGCAACGGAUAAUAAGCAAACGUCCAUCAUGAAACACUUUACAAAGACUGAGAGCAACACAAAAGCUGCCACAAAAACUGCCACAAACGUCUUUGAGCUGAUGAUGAGUGCACGCAAUCGUUCCCUGGGCACCAAUACCAAUGGUCAGUCACCGGAGCAGGCGGAUGGAGAUACUUCCGUUGCCACGCCGCUGUCCAAACGCAAACAAAUGCUGCAGGAUUGGAAUGAACGCAAAGGCGGCGCCAAGCGGCGACUGGCGGAUGAAGCACGUGCCGAUUACAUAGAUAACCAAAUGGAGCAGCGUGCCAAGCGACUGAAGAAGAUGCUGACACAGCCGGAGCUGAUGAGCAGCAAAGCGAACCAAAAGCAGGAAACACUUCCCUCCUCGGCGCCGGUUAAGCGUGGCCGUGGUCGUCCACGCACGCGUCGCCUCAGCGCGGAUGUGGAUGUCGUGACGCCGGACAGCAGCCAUGUUGAUGUGGAAACAGUUGACUUCCUGUCCAAGCUGUCGUCGCCAACAAAGAAGCGAGACAGUCUAUUGGGUUACUUUCCCAAGGUAGAAUCACCCAAAGAUGCGCCUGAUGCGGAGAAGAUAGAAGUGCUAUCGAUAGAAACGCCCAAGCGUCGUCCACGCAACAGCAAAGCCGUAGUCAAUACGCCAGUGAUUGUGGCGGACACCACAACGACCACAACAACAACUCCAUCUGGACGUCCACGACGCUCGUGUGCAUCGAAAGCGCGUUACGACUACGAUUUGGAGGCAAGUCCGACCAAGCUGAAGCAGACGGUAGAACCGAAAGAAACUGCAGCGAAUGAUUCCAUCGAGAUUAUUGACUUGGACAACAGCAAUCCGGCGGCGACACCUAAGAAACUAGCACCAUUAUUUGUGCGACAAUUACCAAAGCCCAGUCCAGAUCCCACAGCACUGCGUGCACGUCAAGAAUUCUUGAAGUCUGGCGUGCCCGAGAAGCUCAAGCAGGAGCAGAGUCGCCAGCGAAGCUACGAGCAAUAUUAUGAGGAGAGUUACGAGCUCUUUCCACGCAUUGCACACGUGGCCAGUGCGGAGCAACACCUGGCAGAUGCAACACUUCCCAUCAAGCUGCCCUAUGCACUGAGAGGGGAAGAUGUAAACGAGUCCGUUGAAGUCACUGUCAGAAAAUGUAAUCUGGGCAGCAUUACCAGCUGCAGUGCAACGGAUUUUGUGGCCAGAAAGAAGCGUCAACUUGGCUGGACUCCAUUGCCACAGCUGGACAACAAGCGUGCUAUGGUGAAGAACUGGAAGAGCGUCUUUGAUCGUUUUCCCACCUUCAAAUGCUACAAUCAAAUGCGUGAAAAGUACAGACAUUUCAGUGCCAUUGAUGCGGCACAGGACACUCAGCCAAUGGGGGAAUCCUUUGUGGUCACACGAAGCACACGUCGCUCCAUGGAGGCACAACAGCAACCACAACAGGAGGAGGACGCCAAGCCGCCGGUAACGGCGCCCAAUGGCGAGCUUCUCUUCACGGAGAAAUACAAGCCGUUGCUUUUCGAGCAGGUCCUGGUGAAUCUAACGCCGGUGCAGGAACUGCGCGAGUUUCUAUCCAAUUGGAAUGGUGCUGGCAAUCGCAAUUCCCAGACUCUCGACGAUACAAUGGACUUUGGCAAUGACUCCAGCUCAAUGGGCGCCAACUGCAAUACAAUGGUCCUUUUGGGUCCUUGCUCCAGUGGCAAAACGAAUGCAGUUUUUGCCCUGGCCAAUGACAUGAACUUUAAUGUGCUGGAGGUCAAUGCGGGCAUGCGACGAACUGGCAAGAAGCUGAUCCAGGAACUGCAGGAGGCCACACAAUCGCAUCAGAUACGCAAGGAUGCCAAAGCUGGUGCGGCACCAGCUAAGCAGCUGCUCCAAAAACUCCAACUGAACGGAUUGAAGGCCAAGAAACAACAGGGAAUUGAGGAGGAGGUGCGCAAAUCUCUGAUACUCAUCGAGGAUGCGGAUAUUCUGUUUGAGAAUACGGAUGCUGGCUUUACGGAUGCCAUCUAUACGCUGGCCGCCAGCUCCAAGCGCCCUGUGAUCAUUGUGGCCACCGAUCCAAACUGUUCACAUCUGCAGCGUCUCAUGCAACAGAAUACGAUACAUUUCCAGUCGCCAAAUGCAUUGAAUAUCUCUCGAUUUCUGGCCGUGUUGGCUCUGAUGGAGAACUGUCCCAUUGAGCUGGACGAGCUGAUAUCCCUGUAUCUGUAUAAUAAUCAAAAUCUACGCAAAACGCUCAUGGAAUUGCAGUUCUUCAUACAGAGCGGUGGCGAUGGACCCAGCACAAGACUUCAAUCUCAAGCAGGGAAUAAGUCUCCAAGUAGAUCGCCCAGCAAAUCCGCUCGGCUGGCCACUUUGGAUGGCGUUCAUAUCCAUCAGCGUCUGUUUGAGUAUUACACGUCUGCCCAGAAUGUACAGCAAUAUAUUCCAUUUCCUGUUGAUUUUCGCCUGUUGCGCUUGAAUUUGAAUGAGCUGAUGCGCAACUCAACGCUGCUCCAGGAACAGAGCACAGCGCCAGGCACUCAGGGACGUGGCAGUGGCACCUCCAAUGCCAAUGCCACCGCCAAACGCAAGAGUCGUUCACCAAAGAAGGCGUGGCUUAGCAACGCCACCAAUCAGAAGUCAUCGCUGGCAACGUUAGCCAACUUUUAUGAGUAUCUGUCGACGGCAACGCUGCUGGAACAGGAACAGGAGCACUACGAUGGCCUGCAGCCACAUCUGGCCGAGGAGCUGGCGCACACUUUGGUGGAGCGUGCAGUCACCACUUGUCUGGCAGCCAAGGAGUAUGCCUACAAUCUAUUCGACAAGUCAGAGGAGCGCAUCAAUCUGACAGAUCAGCUGGGCAGCUAUUGUGUGCGCACCUCCUCCUCCCGCGCCCUGGACUAUGAGCCAACGUUGCGUUCCAUUUGUCGGAGUGAAAAGCAACGUGCCGGACUCGAGCGUCGUUCAAGUCGCUUCUAUCAUUAUCUACGCAAUUGUGUGGCCAACAAUGUGACCAGCUUCUCAACCGAACUGUAUGAUGUGGCAUGCAACGUAUUGCAGGAGCAAACGGAGACGGAGAUGCCUGCCACCGAAUCAAACAACUCCUGACCAACUAAAUUAGUCGAAUAAUAGUGCAAAAAAAAAAAAAAAAGAAUGGUGAAUGAAUUCAAGGAUAGAGUUUUGCACAUAGAGAAUCCUUGAUUGUUGGGGAAGUUUAUUCACAUUGCGAUACGCAAAGUUGAUCUUAAUUCUAUUCGUAUUAGUUAAAUGACUAUGAUGUGAGCGUUGGAUGAGAGUGUGUUAGUUAACUACUAUAAUUAAUUACUAAAACGACCUGAACUAUAUGUUAAUAAACACAAUAAUUAUUUCAGUUGUCAA
Messenger RNA from Drosophila innubila, 4228 nucleotides. It is a transcript of the gene elg1, whose product is annotated as ATPase family AAA domain-containing protein 5. Gene Ontology annotation, molecular function: DNA binding; DNA clamp unloader activity. The record is from RefSeq and is a predicted model, not a curated record. NCBI's taxonomy places the organism in Eukaryota, Metazoa, Arthropoda, Insecta, Diptera, Drosophilidae. The transcript is spliced from 3 exons. Gene Ontology annotation, cellular component: nucleus. Bases 398 to 3958 code for a protein of 1186 amino acids.